AUGGAGGAUGAACGGAGAAAAACUGCACAUCGAAUCAUGGAAGAAAAGAAUGGGAAAACAGAUGAGAUUGUAAAGAGCUCCGUUAAAGAUGUAAGAAACAAGACCACUCUGCCAGUUUACCAAUCAGGAAUCAGUAGGAUUGUUACACUUGAAGUUAUCAACCGAAGAAUCGAGCCUUCAAGAACUGAAAAACAAGCGAAUGCUGCAAUCACCAUUAUAGCAGAUCGUUCGCGCUCGCAGAAACGUUUCUUGGAGGAGUCAACAAGACAUGUCAGAACACAAGAUAUGUGCUUCAAACAAAAAACACCACACGAGUCUAAAGUUUAUGUAGAUGUAAAGGAUAAAUACCUUAUGCUAAUGCAAGAAGCACGAAGACAUGAUAAUGACCAGACAAACUGGAAGCGGAAAAUAAUCCCCAAAGUUGACCCACUUACACUUGGAGCGUUAAACCAAGCGGCGAGUGAAUAUGCCACAAAGAGUCCCACCAUUUCAAUGACUGAUCCUGUAAGGCAGUUGCAGGUGGCACAACAAUGUUAUGAAGAGAUGGCAAAACGUGAAAAGAAGCGAUCGGGGUGGAAGGCAAGCAUAGAAAAGAAGAUAAAUGUGAACAACUUUCACGAAAUCCUUAUACGAAAAGAGAGGUAUUUGGCCGGAGAGACACUUAUAGGUAAAAACUGA
This is a messenger RNA of Thelazia callipaeda (thelaziosis nematode), 678 nucleotides long. The record is from the annotation of a GenBank genome assembly. NCBI's taxonomy places the organism in Eukaryota, Metazoa, Nematoda, Chromadorea, Rhabditida, Thelaziidae.